AUGAGCUAUAAUUCAACAGGCACCAUAAUCACUCGUCUGACCGUAAAAUAUCAAAUAACUUGUGCUGCUCAAUGUGCAAAUCUAUUUACCAAUUGCAAUACUGCUGUAUUUGAUAGUUUAACUAUUCCUCAAUAUACUCCGAGCCUGUAUCGUUGGAAUACAACGGGCAUCACUGUAGCUGGUGCGAGUAGUGGUUCUGGAGGCACAGCAGAUAAUCUGCUCUAUGCUCCAAAUGGGAUCGCAUUGGGUUCUUUCGACUCACUUUAUAUUGCCGAUCUUAACAACAAUCGCAUACAAAGAUGGUUAAUAAAUGCAUCGAAUGGUACAACGGUGGCCGGUCUAUCCAAUGGCACUGCUGGUGCAAGCUCAGUUACUUUAAACUCGCCUGCCAGUGUUGUACUUGAUUCUAAUGAUAAUAUGUAUUUUACAGAUACAAAUAACCAUCGAGUUGUAUAUUGGGCAAAUGGUGCAUCAUCUGGCACUACGAUUGCCGGUAUUACAGGUAUUGCGGGAUCUACAAACAAUACCUUCUAUGGCCCGUGUGGUAUAGCCCGUGACUCAAGCACAGGUACACUUUAUAUAGCCGAUACAUACAAUCAUCGAAUAAUGCAAUAUCUUUUGAAUGCUUCUUCGGGUACAGUAGUUGCUGGUGGAAAUGGUGCAGGACCUGGUAUUACACAACUGGCGUAUCCAUAUGGUUUUACUUUUGAUUCGUCCUCAAAUAGUCUUUUAAUUGCUAAUGCUCAAACCAAUAAUAUUGUCCGUUGGGUGUUAGGUGCAAGUAGCUGGACACUCGUCAUUGGCAGUCCUACUGGAUCAAGUGGUAGCACAUCGACACUUAUCAAUCAACCGAUCGGCAUCACAUUAGAUCCAAUAGGCAAUAUCUAUGUAGUUGAUUCAGACAAUCAUCGCAUUCAGUUCUUCGUUGCAGGCCAAUCGAACGGCACAACAAUCGCUGGCGUUACAGGUUCACCUGGCACGAGCCAGAAUCAAUUAAAUUAUCCCUGUUGGGUAAUAGUUGAUAAUCAACUGAAUUUAUAUGUAUCCGAUACUUCUAACAAUCGGGUUCAAUUUUUUUCACAUUCAUAA
Messenger RNA from Adineta steineri, 1089 nucleotides. The record is from the annotation of a GenBank genome assembly. NCBI's taxonomy places the organism in Eukaryota, Metazoa, Rotifera, Eurotatoria, Adinetida, Adinetidae.